AUGUCAAACGAUAAAACGGAUGAUGCUGAAUUCUACAGAAAGGUUUUCGGAAAUGGCACGAUGUCAAUAAUUAAAACAAAAACAUCAAAAAAUGAUUUAUUGUCAUUUUCAUCGGGUGAUUCUAUUGAAGUAUGUGAAGGUGAACUAAUAAAUCUACAAGGUAUAAUUAUUGAUAUUAAUGGAGAUUCAAUAAGAGUUUUACCAAAACAUGAAGCAUUCAAAGAUGAAAUUCUACUCAAAGCAAAUGAAAUAAGAAAAUAUUUUUCAAUUGGAAAUCAUGUUAAAGUUUUAAAUGUAAGAUUUGAAGGUGCAACUGGAAUGAUUGUUGGAAUUGAUGGAAGAAAAGCUAUUGUUUUGAGUGAUGGAACUAAAGAUGAAGUUAGUCAAUAA
Messenger RNA from Rotaria sp. Silwood2, 390 nucleotides. NCBI's taxonomy places the organism in Eukaryota, Metazoa, Rotifera, Eurotatoria, Philodinida, Philodinidae. The record is from the annotation of a GenBank genome assembly.